This is a messenger RNA of Rosa rugosa (rugosa rose), 525 nucleotides long. Its product is annotated as F-box/FBD/LRR-repeat protein At1g13570-like. NCBI's taxonomy places the organism in Eukaryota, Viridiplantae, Streptophyta, Magnoliopsida, Rosales, Rosaceae. The record is from RefSeq and is a predicted model, not a curated record. Gene Ontology annotation, molecular function: protein binding. The transcript has a single exon. The coding region runs from base 1 to 525 and encodes 174 amino acids.
AUGGAGUUGGAUAGGAUCAGCAAUCUACCAAGUAAUGUUAUAGAAAAGAUAUUGUCACAUUUGCCAAUUAGCGUUGCAGCGAGGACAAGUGUUUUGUCAAGCAAGUGGAGAUACAAAUUUGCUAUGCUUCCGCAUCUUGUGUUUGGUUGUUUGUGCCGCUCGAACGUUGUUGAUCAUGUACUCUUAAAUCACGUUGGCCCCAUAAGCAAGUUCCGGCUUGUUCAAGGACUUAUAGACAUUGGAGAUAUUGAUCGCUGGGUUCUUCAUCUGUCAAGGUACUCGCUCAAAGAGUUCAUACUGCAAAUUUCGGUUUGGCAACAGCAACGCUACAAGAUUCCAUCAUGCAUAUUUUCAUGUCAUGAUAUGAUUCACUUAAAGUUGAGUUGUUGUCUGCUAAAACCCCCCUCGACAUUCAAAGGGUUUAGGAGUUUGAAGUGCCUUGCAUUUGCAAAGAUUACCAUGGCCCAAGAUGUGUUCGAACAUUUGAUUGUUUGUGUUGACGUGAGUAAUGCUGGAGGCCAAUAA